AUGGAAUCCUUCUUCCAGUAUCACCGGAUUUGCCAGGCCGUUCGCGAGGAACUGGCAGAAAUUAAAGAGAAAUGUGCCUGUCCGGACUAUACCAUUGGAUCUAGGCAUAGCUCAAGCUGCGAGCUUAAUUCUCAUUCGUCCGAGAAGGAUGAAGAACAGCAGGCUUUGUCCACUCUAACUGACACAAUAUCUCCUGACUUCCUGAUUGUUGUUGGCUGGCGCAGCAAACAUGAUUCCAUGAACCCGGCGAACUACAGUGUGCCACUAAAACUGGGAAUGACGUUUCUCGUCUCGCUGCUUGCUCUGGCGGUUACGGCUGCAUCGGCCAUUGAUGCCGUCGGUGUUGCACAGUAUAGCCAGGAGUUUGGGGUGUCGACCGUGGCUGGAUCUCUGGCGACUGCUCUCUUCCUUAUUGGCUUCGCUUUCGGAUCUCUCUUUUCAGGCCCAUUCUCAGAAACUUUUGGCCGGAAUGCCAUCUACCUUUCUACAAUGCUGCUCUACUUGAUCUUCAUCAUGGCCACGGCCCUGGCACCGAACCUUCAUAGUCACCUCAUAUUCCGCUUCAUCGCAGGUUUCUUCGGCUCAACGCCGCUCAGCUGCGCGGGAGGCACAGUCGCUGAUUUGUGGAAUCCAGCUCAAAAGGCCUACGCAUUUCCCGCAUAUGCUAUCCCCGCUUUUGCAGGCCCGGUCAUCGGCCAAAUUAUGGGUAGCUACAUUCCUGUUACCUUGGGAUGGCGCUGGCUGGAAUGGAUUAUGCUUAUUAUGGGAGGAACGAUUCUCGCCGCGGUGGUUGUACUACAGCCGGAGACGUACGGGAAUCUUCUCCUGAGGUGGAGGGCGUCCGCAUUGCGCAAGGAAACCGGUGAUGAGAGAUACAAGGCACCAAUGGAGAUACACCUCGAAAGCCUAGGUCAGAGGCUGUUGGCCGCUAUUUACCGACCGUUUCUCUGGAGUUUUACCGAGCCCAUUAUUAUUCUUUUGUCUCUGUACAUGACAGUCAUAUAUAUUGUGCUGUUCACCUUCCUUGAGGGAUACACGUUUGUAUUCGGUGAGACGUAUGGGCUCACUCAAGGGAUGACCAGUAUCGUCUGGGCCGGGAUGCUCGUUGGCAUCAUUGCGGUCGUUGGUAUCGUCCCUGUUGUAUACUCUUGGACUGCUGCCGAGUACCGGAAGACUUCUCGUGUCCUCCCGGAAACCCGUUUGUGGUAUGCUAUGUUGGGCGGCGCUCCUGCCGUGCCGCUCAGUCUGUUCUGGAUGGGAUGGACAAGCUAUCCGAGUAUCUCGAUUUGGUCACCCCUGGUUGCGUCCGCCGUGUUUGGGUACGGAAUCACAACUAUUUUCAUCAUCGCGUAUAUGUACAUCAUCGACUCAUAUGACAUCUACUCCGCCUCCGCGCUAGGGUUCCUCGUUUUCUCCCGGUACAUCGUUGCUGGUGGUAUUACCGUUGCGGGCGAGCCGAUCUAUCGCUCCAUCGGUGUUCACUAUACUCUGACCAUUAUGGGCUCGAUCGGUACGGUCAUGGCAUUUGUCCCGUACAUUCUUUAUCUAUACGGGCCUAGGAUCCGGAAGUUUAGCAAGUUUGCUGUUAAUGUGGAUUAA
Molecule: messenger RNA, 1599 nt
Organism: Aspergillus ruber CBS 135680
Lineage: Eukaryota; Fungi; Ascomycota; Eurotiomycetes; Eurotiales; Aspergillaceae
Product: MFS transporter
Exons: 4
Coding region: 1-1599 (532 amino acids)
Biological process (GO): transmembrane transport
Molecular function (GO): transmembrane transporter activity
Source: RefSeq, a predicted model, not a curated record